AGCAGCGGCCUCUCCUGAGCACUUGCCCGGUCAGGCAGAGCAGGACUGGCUCGUGUCGUUGUGCCGGACCUGCAUUCAUGUUGCACACCAUGUGGCCCCGGGGGGCUCUCCUGAGAGGCUGCUCCAUGGGCUCUCUCCGGCGACUCUACCACGGAGACAAAGUGGCCACAAUCGGCUCCAGCCCGGACUCUAGCUCCCCGGCUUACCAGGAGAGCUAUGAUAGAAUGAAAGCAUUAGUAACUGAACUGCAGGAAAAGGCGGAAAAGAUAAGGCUUGGAGGAGGAGAAAAGGCCAGAACUCUCCAUACCUCUAGAGGGAAACUUCUCCCUAGGGAAAGAAUCGACAGACUUAUAGAUCCUGGGUCUCCUUUUCUGGAAUUCUCUCAGUUUGCCGGUUACCAGUUGUAUGGUAAUGAAGAGGUUCCUGCUGGAGGUCUCAUCACAGGCAUUGGCCGUAUAUCUGGGAUAGAAUGUCUUAUUGUAGCCAAUGAUGCAACUGUGAAAGGAGGCACCUACUACCCUAUCACGGUUAAGAAGCACCUCCGAGCACAAGAGAUCGCCAUGCAGAACCACUUACCUUGUGUAUACUUAGUGGAUUCUGGUGGAGCAAACCUACCUCGUCAGGCGGAUGUAUUCCCAGACCGUGAUCAUUUUGGCCGAAUUUUCUACAACCAAGCGAGGAUGUCAUCGCAAAGAAUUUCUCAGAUUGCAGUAGUGAUGGGAUCCUGUACAGCCGGCGGAGCAUAUGUGCCAGCUAUGGCUGAUGAAAGCAUCAUUGUUCGAAAACAAGGAACCAUUUUCUUAGGCGGACCGCCAUUAGUGAAGGCAGCUACAGGGGAGCAGGUAUCUGCUGAAGAUUUAGGAGGAGCAGAUUUGCACUGUAGGAAAUCUGGUGUGACCGACCACUACGCAAUAGAUGACAACCAUGCUCUUCAUCUGGCUCGGAAAACAGUGAGAAGUUUGAACUACAAAAAGAAUGUUGAUAUGACUAUUGAAAAGCCCGAAGAUCCACUCUUUCCAGCAGAUGAGUUGUACGGGAUUGUUGGUGACAAUUUAAAGAAGAAUUUUGAUGUCCGAGAGGUUAUUGCUCGGAUUGUGGAUGGAAGCAAAUUUGAUGAAUUUAAAGCACUUUAUGGAGACACAUUAGUUACAGGUUUUGCAAGAAUAUUUGGUUAUCCAGUUGGUAUUAUUGGAAAUAAUGGUGUCCUUUUCUCAGAAUCUGCAAAAAAGGCCACCCAUUUUAUUCAGCUGUGCUGUCAAAGAAACAUUCCCCUCCUUUUCUUGCAGAACAUUACAGGUUUCAUGGUUGGCCGAGAUUAUGAAGCAGGAGGAAUAGCCAAGGAUGGAGCUAAGAUGGUGACUGCUGUUGCAUGCGCCAGUGUACCAAAAAUUACUGUUAUUAUCGGAGGCUCCUAUGGUGCCGGGAAUUAUGGGAUGUGCGGUAGAGCUUACAGUCCCAGGUUCCUCUACAUGUGGCCAAAUGCUCGCAUAUCAGUGAUGGGUGGAGAACAAGCUGCUACUGUAUUAGCCACAAUUGCUAAAGACCAGAAAGCCAGGGAGGGGAAAUCGUUUUCAGAAAAGGAAGAAGCUGCUCUUAAAGAUCCAAUAAUCAAACGAUUUGAGGAGGAAGGCAAUCCAUACUACUCCAGUGCCAGGUUGUGGGAUGAUGGGAUUAUCGACCCUGCGGACACCAGAUUGGUUGUAGGCCUGAGCAUCAGUGCAGCUCUGAAUGCACCAACACAGAAGACUCAGUUUGGAGUUUUUAGGAUGUGAUUGACUCCAGAAUUAUUGUGCUUACUACAAAAACUUUACCAAUGUGACCUUUCUAAUAUAUUCUCUUCCUGUAAAAUAAAACUUUUUCUAAAACACUAUUAUGUAUUAUUUAUGGCAGCUAUUAUUUUACCUAAAGUAUCAACCACUGGCCUUUUUUGGCCAGCUGGAAAGUAAGGACUGUCACACUACAUCAUUCGCUUUUCAACCCUUUCAGCUAAGAGACUAGUAAUUAUCUGAUAUCACGAAUGUGGAAUUACUAUGGAAUUUCAAGAAUAGGGUGAGUUUACUUCAGAGGCUGGUACGUUUUGGGCAUCGAUGGGAUGGUAAGAAAAAUUGGACAUGCUGUGAUUUACAGGGUCCCUCAUAAAGCAUAUUACAGCACUUUGCGUAUUUUGCUUUGAGCUUA
Messenger RNA from Bufo gargarizans (Asiatic toad), 2178 nucleotides. It is a transcript of the gene MCCC2, whose product is annotated as methylcrotonyl-CoA carboxylase subunit 2. Gene Ontology annotation, cellular component: methylcrotonoyl-CoA carboxylase complex; mitochondrion. NCBI's taxonomy places the organism in Eukaryota, Metazoa, Chordata, Amphibia, Anura, Bufonidae. The transcript is spliced from 17 exons. Gene Ontology annotation, molecular function: methylcrotonoyl-CoA carboxylase activity. The record is from RefSeq and is a predicted model, not a curated record. Gene Ontology annotation, biological process: L-leucine catabolic process. The coding region runs from base 78 to 1772 and encodes 564 amino acids.